UUUCUCGUUGUUUGCCGACGGUAGCCCGAGAAAGAAAACAACAAACCCACCUAGGCUUUAAACACACACUUCUUCACCACGCGUUUUUUUUUUCCUUUCUCCGCACCAGCUCGCUUCAGUUUCGGCCCAGCUCGCCCGGCGUGCUGCGGUUUUUGUCCGACUGCCAGGAAACUUAACUGGGAAUCCAUGGUGUUAAAUUUCCAUUGUAACAAGUGGAUAACAGGAGGAGACCCGACCAAGCCGCCUGAAUUCCCCCUCCUCCCUCUGGCAGGUGUAAUGAGAGCACUGGUCAUGGACAGAUGAUGGACGUGGAGACGUCGUACUCAGACUUCAUCAACUGUGAUCGCACAGGCCGCAGGAACGCAGUACCCGACAUCGCAGGGGAGGGGGAAGUAGCAGCCAGCACCAGUGAACUCACCAAAGACCUGGCAGAGAUGGACCUGAAGGCUGCAGAAGGGGACCCAGGGGCCACCCCGGCCCCUGAGGCAGAGGGCUCUACCAGCCAAGAUGCCCAGGGAAGUGGAGGCCCAUCCUAAACUGAGCCAGAGACCGAAAGGAGGCAGAGCCGUGGAUUGAAAAGUAGAGAAGGAAGCAAGUGGAAGUGGAGAGACAUGGAGAAAGGGAGGAGAGAGUGUAUAUUGGUUGUCCUAACUAGACAUGAGGACAUGUUCGCUCACUGCCAGCCUGUUUGGAGCUUCUGUGGCCCAAAUGUACGCCUUUUCAUUGGAUCAGAUUGUAUCAUGGGGAGCAGAACACAGUAGAAGUGAUAUCUGAGAUGCGCUUCAUACGUAAACGUAAGUCAUUUAUAUUCCUAACGAGACAAGAAAGCACAGAAACUUUGGAUUUACGUCUGUGGAGAUGGACUGAGCUGAACAGAAUUCAUUUAUAACAUUCGAAACAUUGUUCCAGCCUAAUAUGGGACUGUGUCAUGGAGGGCGUAUUCAUAAUCCUCUGUUGGUCAUUUUCUUUCUGUGUAUGCGUGUGUUUGUGACCCUCUUCUUCAAUUUCAUUGUCAAGUCUUUUCUUUCCUAGUAAACAAACAUAGUCAAACAUAAUGCGUUAUACUGUCGUGUUCAGACUUCAUAUUUAUUGCUUAAUGUUCAGUGAUAACUUUGUGAUAGCAAUUUUCUUUGUGUAAUAAAAUACACAUGAAUUACUGUAA
Molecule: messenger RNA, 1162 nt
Organism: Micropterus dolomieu (smallmouth bass)
Lineage: Eukaryota; Metazoa; Chordata; Actinopteri; Centrarchiformes; Centrarchidae
Gene: pkig
Product: protein kinase (cAMP-dependent, catalytic) inhibitor gamma
Exons: 3
Coding region: 300-536 (78 amino acids)
Biological process (GO): negative regulation of cAMP-dependent protein kinase activity
Cellular component (GO): cytoplasm; nucleus
Molecular function (GO): cAMP-dependent protein kinase inhibitor activity
Source: RefSeq, a predicted model, not a curated record